AUGUCCAACUACUACCCCCAGCAGCCCCAGCAGGCCUACUACGGCCCUCCUCAGGGUCAGUACGGUCCUCCUCAAGGACAGUACGGUGCUCCUCCUCAGGGCCAGUACUACCCUCCCCAACAACAAAUGGGCUACCAGCAAGGACCUCCCCCAUGCAGCAAGCACCCCAGAAGAAGGAUCGCGGAUGCUUGGCUUCCUGCUUGGCAGUUCUGUGCUGUUGUUUCGUCUGCGAGGAGGGUUGCGAGUGCUGCGCCGACUGCUGCGAAUGCGCCGAAGACUGCUGCUAAACGCACGUCAACAAUGUAG
Molecule: messenger RNA, 306 nt
Organism: Aureobasidium uvarum
Lineage: Eukaryota; Fungi; Ascomycota; Dothideomycetes; Dothideales; Saccotheciaceae
Source: the annotation of a GenBank genome assembly